Messenger RNA from Solanum verrucosum, 1241 nucleotides. Its product is annotated as ribosome biogenesis regulatory protein homolog. The transcript is spliced from 8 exons. Gene Ontology annotation, cellular component: preribosome, large subunit precursor; nucleolus; nucleus. The coding region runs from base 83 to 1072 and encodes 329 amino acids. The record is from RefSeq and is a predicted model, not a curated record. NCBI's taxonomy places the organism in Eukaryota, Viridiplantae, Streptophyta, Magnoliopsida, Solanales, Solanaceae. Gene Ontology annotation, molecular function: protein binding. Gene Ontology annotation, biological process: ribosomal large subunit export from nucleus; endonucleolytic cleavage in ITS1 to separate SSU-rRNA from 5.8S rRNA and LSU-rRNA from tricistronic rRNA transcript (SSU-rRNA, 5.8S rRNA, LSU-rRNA); ribosome biogenesis.
UAAAAACCCAGCCCCCAAAUCCUUAAACCCUUCUCGCCACUCUCCGUAAGGUUUUCUGCAGUAAACAAACCAGACGAAAAAAAUGGAGAUGGCUCAAGAAUCAUAUGAAUUGGAUGUGGGUAAUCUUAUGGCUUCAUACCCACAUCACAGCUUUGCAUCUACACCUUCUUCCAGGGAGGCGUUGGUGAAGGAGUGUCUACAGGAGGGGACCAAGUUAGUGCAAGCUAUUGCAGAUGCUCUCUUCAACUUACCUUCAACAGAAAGCCCUGAUGGUCCUCUAGUCCAGUUGCCUCAACCAACUACGAGAUUGCCUAGAGAGAAGCCUCUUCCAAGGCCUAAACCUCCAACAAAAUGGGAAGUGUUUGCCAAGAAGAAAGGUAUACAAAAACGUAAGAAAGACAAGGUGGUGUUUGAUGACCAAACUGGUUCAUGGAAGCGCAGACAUGGCUACGAUCGUGUAAAUGAUGACAAAGAUGUGCCAAUCAUUGAUGCCAAGGCAACUGAUGAGCCUGGCCAAGAUCCUUUUGCUAAGAGACAAGAAGAAAAGAAGAAAAGAGUAGAAAAACAAGAGAAAAACCGAUAUAGUAACUUGAAGGAAGCAGCAAAAGCUGGUGCCUUGCCAAGUCACAUUCAGCUUGCUGCCACAGCACUGCCUAUAACAGGAUCACAAGCUGCAUCAAGGAAAAUUAGCAAGGAUGAACUCGGAAAUGUCGCUGGAAUGGCAGCAAAUGCAACAGCUAGUGGCGGAAAAUUUGACAAGAAGUUGCCUGGUGAAAAGCCCCCAAAACAUGACAAGAAGUAUCGAAAGUUCCUACCAGUUGCAGAAGGAUCAGGAAUGGGAUCCUUAGAGAGACAACAAACCGAAAAGGUCCUAAACAAAUUCAUGGCCAAGAACUCCCAUGAGAUACUCAAUGUGCAAAAGGCUGUAAACAUGUACAAUGUGAAAAAAGAUAAGAAAGGAAGAAGCCAAGGAGGGAAGUCAUCGUCAACCGAUAACAAAUUGAAGGCAAGGAAGUCACCUUACAAGAAAACAUCAACAAAAGGGCCUUCAAAUAAAGGAAAAUCUAAGUGAAUUUCAUAUUCCAAAUUGUAGUAGUAUACAUGGUAGUCAACCCCUCUUCAUUUAUGUUUUGUUUGUUUAAUUUUGUGUUGCAAUGGAACUGUGAAAGAGAUUCUUGAAAAAGGAGACAAAAUAGUAUUUUUCAUGUAUGGAGUAAAGUAAAAUACCCUUUAAUUGAUUU